UCGUGACAUCGAUUGGUGUGGUGACUUUUCGGGCGAAGAGGGUUUGGGCUCAAAGUGGGUUGGACUUGGCACUACUCUCACAGUCAGCUGGGAGGUAUAUAACACAGAGAACGACCCUCUUUUCAUCGACACCUCCUCUCUUCUCGUGUGGUUCGCUGCAAGUCCAUACUCGAACGGAUCAGAUCGCAAGAAGCUCUCGCCGACCAUAACAUGUUCGUCCGAGCUCUUACCCUCUCGACGCUGCUAGCGUCAGCCUUGGGUCAAUCAUCGACCUCGACCCAGGACCAAGUUAUCAUCAGUUCUACUCCUACCGCCUCUUCUCAACCCGCUCCAACAUCUGCAUCGGUAUCGGCGUCAGCAUCAUCCGGUGCUACCUCCCAAGCCGUCCUCCCCGCCAACUCGGCCCAACCGACAACGCUCACAGUAUCAACUACGCUGGUAUCUUUCGUAGCUACUUCGAGUACCUCGGAUGUACCUGUAGCUACGGCCACUCCGGCUGUCCCGACGGGGGAGGGGGAGGGGGAUGUGGUGCCUUAUGCGCCUGAACCUCCUACGCAGUACUGGUGCGAACAAGGCUCAAACGCCUCAUACUGCGCCGGCCCGCUCCUCCAGCUCGUCCAGCUGUCCCAGAUUUAUGGCGAUUCCAAGACGUUUAGCGAUAAACCGACUAGGUUGGGUGUUAAUCAGACUUUCCAGGCGUUUGGGGAGUUGCCCCAGAAUGCGACUUAUGGGGAGGUGCUGGAUUUCGCUGAGGAGUACUUUACCGGAGAAGGCCAAGAACUCAACCCGGUCACCAUCCAAGGGUUCAACUCUACACCCGCCGUGCUCGACCAGAUCGACGAUCAGUUUUAUAAAGGGUUUGUCAGUCUGGUGAAUGGGUAUUGGGCUUUGCUUAUUAGGGAGACGAACGAGUCGGCAAUCUGUAAUGGGACCAACUGUGAUUCAUCGUUGAUCCCGUUGAACAGGACGAUCGUCGUCCCGGGAGGUCGGUACCGGGAGAUUUAUUAUUGGGAUUCGUACUGGAUCCUCGAAGGCCUGCUGCGAAGCCAACUGUAUUCAUACGCCGAAGACCUGCUCGUCAAUUUCAUGGACCUGGUCGAGUCUUACGGGUUCUUGCCGAACGGAGGGAGGAAGUAUUAUUUGAACAGGAGUCAGCCGCCGGUCUUCACUAUGAUGGUCAACUCUUACGUUCAGGUGACGGGUAAUACGUCGGUGCUUGAACGAGCUUUGCCGAUCUUGGAGACCGAACUCGAAUGGUGGCGAGUCAACCGAUCCAUCUCGAUCACGUCCCCUUACACGAGCCAAAACCACACGGUCUACCGAUACGACGUCUCGAUCAACACGGCCCCGCGCCCGGAAGGAUAUAUCGAGGACUUUAACACCGCCUUUGGCGCCGAACCCGCUCUGAACGAGUCGCAGCGGUCCGACCUCUACGCCGAGCUCGCCACCGGUGCUGAAAGCGGGUGGGACUACAGCAGUCGAUGGUGCAAGGAACCCUUGUUGAACGUGACCGACAACCUCCCUGCGCUCCGGACUUUGAACGCACGGGCUAUCAUCCCCGUUGAUUUGAACGCCUUGCUUUACGGGGAUCACGUGCUUUUGGCCGACUUGUACGAGCGGUACAUGGCCGAGAUGAACGGGUCGGCGGACAAUGCGACGAUGAGCAACUUGACGAGCAAGGUCACGCAGCACAGGAUGAUCGCCAACGAGACUAGGGAGGCCAUCAUCGAUCUUCAUUGGGAUGCCGACAAGAAGUACUUCUACGAUUUCAAUACCACCGCCGAUGCCAGGGCCGACUUGUUCCACGCCGGUGGAUUGUUCCCUCUGUGGCAAAACAUCACUCCUCCCGAGAUCGUCUCGAACGAGACGGCCGCCUUGCAGGUGUUCGAGGGGAUCCGCUACAUUGCCGGAAAGUAUUCUGGUUCGCCCAGCGUUGCGACGCUGCUCGAGACUGGUCUCAACUGGGACUUCCCCAACGUCUGGCCUCCCCACACCUACACCUCGAUCAAAGCGCUCGAGACUGUCGGCAGGCUGUACCCCAAUGGGACGGUCUUGGAUACGGUCCUCUCCACCGACUUUUCGGCGAUCCCUACUGGCCAGCUCGGGAUGAACGAGACUGACCUCCCUGUACAACCCGCCGACGCCAUCGGACCCAACUCGGAAUUGUUCGCUAAGAAUGUCGCUGAGAUCCAGGCUGGCAAGCCUUGGUGGCAAGCGAUCGCCAUCGAGUAUGCGAACCGAUACAUGCAGUCGACCUUCUGUAGUUGGUAUGCAACUGGAGGAGAGAUUCCUGGUCUGCUCCAGUCCCUUCCAGGUGAUGCUAGGUCGGGCAACGCGGAAGACAAUGGCCACAUGUUUGAGAAAUUCAACGGGACGGAUGUCGAUGCUGCCGGAGGCGGAGGCGAAUACGAAGUGGUCAUCGGAUUCGGCUGGACGAACGGAGUCGUGCUCUGGACUGCCGGUGAAUACGGUCAAUACCUCGCCACUCCUACUUGUCCCUUGAUCACCAUCAUCGAGAACGACAAUUCCACCAUGACGACCAUGGGGAACGGCACGACCAGCUCGAGCUUGUUCCGUGGAGUUCAGCUCCCAAGGACUGGGGCAUAGGCACGUAUCGAGGCGGUAGGAAAAGUAGACACGGGAGAAGGACACGAGCUAUAAAUCAAAAUGUGACCUAUAUACAGUAUACAAAGCAGGCAAAACGUGAUAAGCCAGUUGGAGAAUUUGGAUUUAUCAUAAUUACAUGAUCGCAGAACUCGAG
Messenger RNA from Filobasidium floriforme, 2761 nucleotides. RefSeq names its product Six-hairpin glycosidase-like protein. The transcript is spliced from 15 exons. NCBI's taxonomy places the organism in Eukaryota, Fungi, Basidiomycota, Tremellomycetes, Filobasidiales, Filobasidiaceae. Gene Ontology annotation, molecular function: alpha,alpha-trehalase activity. The coding region runs from base 211 to 2607 and encodes 798 amino acids. Gene Ontology annotation, biological process: trehalose catabolic process. The record is from RefSeq and is a predicted model, not a curated record.